AUGGAAGAACCAAGCAGUGGUGCAGGGCAUCCUGGGAACGAUGAAGAAAUGGAAGGACCAAACCAUGGUGCAGGGCAUCCUGGGAACGAUGGAGAAAACACGGAAAGGCAGCAGGGCGAGGAACAGGCAAUUCUGUGGGAGGAAACGCACGGUGCGACUUCCAACCAGUCUGAGAAGAGAGGAGCCACACCACAGGCACAUGUACAGCACCAUACAGGCCAGAUGGUAGCCUCAGUUGGCAAUGCAGCAGUCGUUAGGGUGCAGAGUGACACUUAUAUGGCUGGUGUCCAAGCUAGGCGGAUGGAGGUCCAUGAUGCAGCAGAUACCGCUGGUUCAUCCACUACAAAUAAGGGUUCUUUACACAAGACGACGGAGAAGUCGUACAGUAGUGACGAAUGCGACUUUUCUUCACAAUCCAGAACAAGUUUAAAGAAACGGAAGGCUAAACGCACAAAACCCUACAUGUGCGGGGAGUGUGGGCACAGGACGUGCGACUAUUCGUCUGCGUGGAAAAAGAGUUUAGUCCUACAUAUGUCACACCACACUGGUAAGAAACCCUACAAGUGUGGAGAGUGCGAGUUCAGAACUGCCGCUAAACACGACCUAGUCAGACAUAUGAGAAAACAUACAGGUAAGAGACCUCACAAAUGUGACAAGUGUGACUAUUCCUCCUGCGACUAUUCUUCUGCGUGGAAAAAGAGUUUAGUCCUACACAUGUCACAUCACACCGGCGAGAAACCCUACAAGUGUGGAGAGUGCGGGUACAGAACUGCUGCUAAAUAUGAGCUAACCAGACAUAUGAAGAAACAUACACAUGAUACGGGUGAGAAACUUCACAAAUGUGACCAGUGUGACUAUUCCUCUGCACAGAAGGAUCAUCUAAGGGCACACAUGUUGAAACAUGGUGAUGAGAAUCUCUGCAUAUGUGAAGAGUGCGGGUACAGAACAACUGAUAGGUCUCACCUAGCAAUGCAUAUGAAAAGACAUGCGGCUGAGAAGCCCUACAAAUGCGACCAGUGCGACUUUUCUUCUGCGUGGAAAAAGAGUUUAAUCCUACACAUGUCACACCACACCGGUGAUAAACCCUACAAGUGUGAAGAAUGCGGGUUCACAACUGCUGCUAAAUAUGAACUAACCAGACACAUGACAAAGCAUACAGGUGAGAAACCUCACAAAUGUGACCAGUGUGACUAUUCCUCUGCAAAGAAAAGUAAUCUAAGGACACACAUGUUAAAACAUGGUGGUGAGAAACAAGGCUGGGAAAUCCUAUAA
Branchiostoma floridae (Florida lancelet) is the source of this 1272-nucleotide messenger RNA. Its product is annotated as gastrula zinc finger protein XlCGF57.1-like. Gene Ontology annotation, biological process: regulation of transcription by RNA polymerase II. Bases 1 to 1272 code for a protein of 423 amino acids. The record is from RefSeq and is a predicted model, not a curated record. Gene Ontology annotation, cellular component: nucleus. The transcript has 4 exons. Gene Ontology annotation, molecular function: RNA polymerase II transcription regulatory region sequence-specific DNA binding; DNA-binding transcription factor activity, RNA polymerase II-specific. Lineage: Eukaryota; Metazoa; Chordata; Leptocardii; Amphioxiformes; Branchiostomatidae.